Messenger RNA from Naumovozyma dairenensis CBS 421, 1050 nucleotides. RefSeq names its product Sgt2p (gene SGT2). The transcript has a single exon. Gene Ontology annotation, cellular component: TRC complex; membrane. Gene Ontology annotation, molecular function: protein binding; molecular adaptor activity. Gene Ontology annotation, biological process: post-translational protein targeting to endoplasmic reticulum membrane. The record is from RefSeq and is a predicted model, not a curated record. The coding region runs from base 1 to 1050 and encodes 349 amino acids. NCBI's taxonomy places the organism in Eukaryota, Fungi, Ascomycota, Saccharomycetes, Saccharomycetales, Saccharomycetaceae.
AUGUCCUUAAAUAAUAAAGAUAUCGGUGCUCUUAUUGUUGAUUUCUUAUCCACUAUCAUCGAAAAGAAUGAAGUUUCUGAAGAUAAUGCCGACUCAUUAAAUGUUGCCAUGGACUGUAUCUCUGAAGCUUUAGAAUUUGAUCGUGAAGUUGUUCCAGAAACUAUAAAGAACAAAUUUAAUGGUAAGACCUUAGUUGAUAUCCUAAACACUACUUCUACCGCUACUGCUAAUACCACGAUUGAAAAGGAAGAAUCGGUCGAAGUCAAUAUUCCAGUCGAAGAUGCUGAAAUUAAAGCUAAUGCUGAAGCCUUCAAAUUGGAAGGUAAUAAGGCUAUGGCUAUGAAAGAUUUCCAUUUGGCUGUCGAAAAAUAUACUGAAGCUAUUAAGAUUUUACCUACUAAUGCCAUCUACUAUGCUAACAGAGCUGCUGCUCAUUCAUCUCUCAAGGAAUUUGAAGAAGCUAUUAAAGAUGCUGAAUCUGCUAUCAAGAUUGAUCCAUCCUACUCAAAGGGUUAUUCAAGGUUAGCAUUCGCGAAGUAUGGAUUAGGUAAACAUGAAGAAGCUCUAGAAUCAUAUAAAAAAGUUUUAGACAUCGAAGGUGAUAACGCCACUGCAGGUAUGAAGAGAGAUUAUGAGACUGCAAAGAAGAGAGUUGAAGAAUCAAUGAACGUGGAAAAGUCAAAGACACCAGAACAAGGACAAGGACAACAACAAACUAAUGAGUCAGCCCAAGGAAAUGCUCCUAAUCCAUUUGCAGGAGGUAUGCCAGACAUGUCUUCCUUAUUUGGUGGUGCUGGUAUGGGUGGUGGUUUAGGUAGUCUCUUAAGUAAUCCUGAUUUUAUGUCUACUGCACAAAAACUAAUGUCUGACCCUAAUGCUAUGCAACAGGUGCAAUCUAUGAUGUCUGAUCCAAGCAUGAGAGAUUUAGCAAAUAAUUUCAAAAAUGGUAAUACUGACAUGAACGAUAUAAUGAAUAACCCUGCCAUUAGAAAUAUGGCAAGCAACUUGUUUAAGGGAAACCCUUCCGAAGAAAAUCAAGAUAAACAAUAG